Messenger RNA from Pogona vitticeps (central bearded dragon), 3410 nucleotides. The record is from RefSeq and is a predicted model, not a curated record. Lineage: Eukaryota; Metazoa; Chordata; Lepidosauria; Squamata; Agamidae.
UUGCUUUCGUGGCUAGCGCUUGCCCUGACCCUCCUCGGGUCCCAGUGGUUUUGCCCCUCAAGGCCUAUGGAGAACCGGAAGUGUUAACCCCCUCCACCGGCGCGCCGCCUUUCCCGUGCCUCUUUCCUUCCCUGAGGUUUCUUUGGGUGGGAAUCCGAGGGGCGCCCGAGCGGUUGCCAUGGAGACGGGGCUGCUGCUGGGUCUCCUGCUGGGCCUGUGCGGCCUAGUCGGGCUGUGGAGCCUGGCGGGGGCUGAGGUCGCCAACGCCACCAGCCCGCGGCCCCCCAACCUGGUCCUGCUGCUCAUGGACGAUAUGGGCUGGGGUGACUUAGGUGUGUUUGGGCAUCCUUCCAAAGAAACACCCAACUUAGACCAGAUGGCUGCAGAAGGAAUGCUUUUCCCGAAUUUCUACACGGCCAACCCUCUCUGUUCUCCAUCAAGAGCGGCACUCCUAACAGGCCGUCUGCCGAUCAGGAAUGGCUUCUACACCACAAACGCCCACGCCAGAAACGCCUAUACCCCCCAAGACAUCACAGGGGGCAUCCCCGAUGCCGAGCUGCUCCUUCCAGAAUUGCUGAAGAAAGCAGGUUACGUCAACAAGAUAGUGGGCAAAUGGCACCUGGGCCACCAGUCGCAGUUCCACCCCUUGAGGCAUGGAUUCGAUGAGUGGUUUGGAUCCCCGAACUGCCACUUUGGACCUUACGACAACAAAGAGAUUCCGAACAUCCCCUUUUAUAGGGACUGGGAAAUGAUUGGCAGGUAUUACGAAGACGUAAAAAUUGACCGUAAGACUGGGGAAGCAAAUUUAACUCAGAUGUACUUGCAGGAAGCACUUGAUUUCAUUAGCGCACAGCACGCCAAGCAACAGCCGUUCUUUCUGUAUUGGGCAAUCGAUGCCACUCACGCGCCUGUGUAUGCCUCCAGGGAGUUCUUGGGCACCAGCCAGCGAGGGCUGUAUGGCGAUGCAGUGCGAGAAAUUGACAGCAGCGUUGGGAAAAUACUGAGCUCUCUUCGAAAUCUGGGCAUAAGCGAGAACACUUUUGUGUUUUUUACGUCUGACAAUGGUGCUGCCCUCAUUUCGGCACCUCAGCAAGCGGGUAGCAACGGUCCUUUCCUGUGCGGCAAGCAGACGACCUUUGAAGGUGGCAUGAGGGAACCGGCCAUCGCCUGGUGGCCAGGACACAUACCAGCUGGACAGGUGAGCCACCAGCUGUCUAGCGUGAUGGAUCUCUUCAGCACCGGCCUGGCUCUGGCAGGAUUGGAGCCUCCCAGUGACAGGCAGAUCGACGGCAUCAACCUUUUGCCUGCCAUCCUGCAAGGCAAGUUAAUUGACAGGACCAUAUUUUAUUACCGUGGCAACGAGAUGAUGGCGGUACGUGUUGGACUUUACAAGGCUCAUUACUGGACCUGGAGCAAUUCUUGGGAGCAAUUCAGCCAGGGCAUUGACUUCUGCCCAGGACAGAAUGUUUCUGGCGUGACAACCCACAACCAAGAGGAACACUCCAAACUUCCCCUGCUGUUCCACCUGGGGAGGGACCCCGGAGAGAAGUUUCCCAUCAGCUUUUCAAGCGAUGAAUACCAAGAAGUGAUGGGAAGAAUCUCGCCCAUCGUCAAGCAGCACCAGGAGACGCUGAUUCCGGGGCAGCCUCAGCUCAAUGUCUGUGACAAGGCGGUCAUGGACCUAAGACUACUUGCAAAAUUGUUAAAAACAGAUUAGGCUAAAAACUGCAGCAGGAUGUGUACGGUCAGGGUCAGAGGGUCAAAGGCUGGAUGACAGAGGCUGGGUGACAAGAGCUUCCUCUGGGGUGUCUCCAAUGAAUGCUAUUCUUCCGUUUCUGGGUCUGACUGGUCACCUUGCCUGGCCUCCGGACGGGAUUUCUGUUGUGGAGCCGGGGCACAGAGUUCUCCUCCUUCCUGACAUUGGCUCUCCUCUACAAAACUGGAGCAUGGCUGGACGAUUCCAGCUAACCGUAGAGGCUCACUUCCCCUCCUCGGUGUCGCCAUGCAAAUGCCUUCUAAUCCAUCAAUUGGCGGGCUAAUCCAUCAAGCUGCUCUUUAAAACACAAAUGUUCUUAUCUGCCUCACCCUUGGCCUUCCCAGACGGCUGUCUUCUCCCGAGCUCCGUUGGGUAAUCUCCACAAAUAUGUCUGUGCAAAAUAAUGAUGGAGUCUUUCAAAGUUGAGGGCUGUUUCUUUCUUCCUGUCAGCUUUACAAAGAUUUUGCUCACUUAUCAUGAGACCAGAAGAGGGAACAAGAGAGACAGCCCUGGGAUGUGGAGGUGCUGGGAGAGAGAGAGAGAGAGAGAGGGAGACGCAGCUGACGCCUGGCCCGGUGGCUGGGUCUGUCUGUCUGUCCGGGAUCCUUUGCCGUUUUUAACCAUACAGUGGUUAGGGUAGCCUGACCGGUGGCAGCUAUUCUUGACCAUCCCUUUCUCCUGAUAGAAAUAAGUUGUUGAUAAUAAUAACCUUGGGGGGAAAACAUGCAGCACACUGGCAAUAUAAUGGAAUACGAUCAGCAGAAGGAAGAAAGGUAACCAGAAGGCUGAAGCUCUAGGCCCUGGUUUCCCCUAGAAUCACGUUUGUGCUUUGCCUGGUGGUUUGGGAAGCCAAGGUGCAUUAUGUUCUAGCCAGUGACAUGGGCAUUAUGGUCUUACCUGUCUUUACCUAGCCAGGUGUGAUAGCUCCCGAUAGAUGGGAAUUUGAGGCAUCCACUCCAGCUGAGCCAACAAGUGGCUUCUUCCCUGUGCUUAAUCGCUCGCUCAGGAAAUCUGCCGUAGCCUGUAGUAAGAAAGCCUCUGCCCCUUUCCCGUCAGUCCUCUUCUUACCUAGGAAGUUCAUGAACCACACCGGAUAUAUCCCCAGGAGAUAACAUGCCAUCGUUCCUGGGAGUCCCCGGUUCAGAUCUUUCCAGGGCGACACCUGUUGGCUUUAGGUAGGCUCCUGUAGCUCAGCCACCCCAGAUAAUAAUGCUUCCAUUAUGAAGCUAUUGUAAGAUUAUUCAUGUGCAGCACCUUGAAGAAGCAAAGCAGUUAUUCGUUAUCCUCUUUCCAGAAGAGUAGCUACCAUAGUCUGUCACAGUACACAGAACAAGGACCUAAAUCCAGUUGCUAGUUCCAGCUAGUUUAGACUCAUGGUGGCCAGAAAGUUAUAGGGCGGGUCGUUCUGAGAGCUUUCGUUCACGGACGCCACAUGUUCUGCCUCCGGAGUCAGUUCCUGGCACCUCCAUGGGAAAGGAUCUUUGGGUAAGAUGCCCGAGGCCUUGGAAAGCAGUGCUGGCUGGAGGAGGUGGUCAUGGGACGUGGUCUGGCUGGACCCUUGGCAGCUUCCUGUGCUGCAUCUCAGUUUCAGAGUGAUUUGGAACAAAUAAUGCAAGGCUGACCAGAACUCUCUCUCUCUCUCUCGUUUUCUUUC